Arabis nemorensis is the source of this 174-nucleotide messenger RNA. Lineage: Eukaryota; Viridiplantae; Streptophyta; Magnoliopsida; Brassicales; Brassicaceae. The record is from the annotation of a GenBank genome assembly.
AUGACCGUGUUUCUAUUGCUUAGUGUAUGCAAAAUCUGGUGGGAAUCUGCGAAUAAACCGCAAGUAUACACGGCAAAAGAGUGGCUCGAGAGGCAUUUUGGACCAGGAGCUAUGUUUCUUCGUACCGGAUUUCACAAAGACCAAGAGUAUUUUAGAUCGCAUUUUAUGCUAUAG